Messenger RNA from Closterium sp. NIES-65, 441 nucleotides. NCBI's taxonomy places the organism in Eukaryota, Viridiplantae, Streptophyta, Zygnematophyceae, Desmidiales, Closteriaceae. The record is from the annotation of a GenBank genome assembly.
AUGAUAGGUCUGGGCAUUGCGGCCAUCCAAGCCUUUGAAGCAGUGAACAUGCUGUUCGUUACGGUGCUCAUAUUCUCCUCUUACAAUCUACUAGCAGAAGCGGAGGACGAGGAUGACGACCUCUCCAACAACUCGGGGUCUAGUUCCGCCCCAACCCCUGCUGAUUCCUGCUACCUUCCCCCCUCCCCGUUUCCUCUUCAUCAGCUACUAGCAGAGGCAGAGGACGAGGACGGCUAUUUCUCCAACAACUCGGGGACCCUCCUUCUGCCUGCUACCCUUCCCCCCUCCACUUCCCCAGCUACUAGCAGAAGCGAGGAUGAGGAUGAUGAUCUCUCCAACAACUCGAUCGUCAAGUUCUGCCUCCCUCUCCUGCUCAAGGCAAACCCUCAAUCUACCUGCUAUCCACCUCCCCUUCCCUCUUCUCCCCCCAUCAGCUACUAG